Molecule: messenger RNA, 1992 nt
Organism: Durusdinium trenchii
Lineage: Eukaryota; Dinophyceae; Suessiales; Symbiodiniaceae
Source: the annotation of a GenBank genome assembly
GACUCUGCGCAUAAAAGACACUAGCGGUCUGCACCUCUACCGUGUACGCCCUAGUCACUCUUUCACCCCCCACCCCCCCCAACAACCGAAAUAUGAUUUCCACCAAACGCGCGCGCCGCUGCGGGUCGCGAGUGGGCGUGACACCAAGAAGAACCGUAGUGAUGCACCUUCUCGAAACCGCCCGGUUCCUCCACCUACUAAGGAUUUGCCUCUGUGGCUCCUCGAUUUGAGGAACAAACGAUGUGACAGAUUUGAGCGGGUGUUAGCUUCUAGCAAGUGACCUAAACUGGCGGCGCGCUGGCUACGCUUCCUGUUGUUGCUAGCCGGCGACAUAGAGAAUCCUGGACCAUCGUCCGGCUUCCAAACCACGACGCCCGUGCCUCGAGGUCCUCUCGACAUGAAUGUCGGUUUCGCAACAGCGACCUCUGGUCGCAUGCAGCUUUGUCUGGAAGCCUUUGCAAUUUGGCUGAGGUUUGAAUUUGACGUCUCGAGCAGAUUGGUUGGGAUUUUGCUGCAGGUCCUCUUGCAGUACGUGCCUACGGGAUGCGUUUGUUUGCAGCUGGGCACCCCCGGUACAAAUUUGUCUACACUAUCACAGCCAUGCAGGAUGCUUUCCACAUUUGAGACCCUUUUUCAGUUCAGGUUGGCAGGUUGAUAGAAAACGGCAGCAGCGCGAACCUGGCUGCUGUCGGCCUGUGCUUUCAGCUCCGAUCUUGCGAGCCAUGACUGCACUCUGUUUACUUUGGAAGUGGCACCGCUGGCUCGGGAUCACGUUGAUUGGUUUUCUAGGAAUGUUGCACCCUGCUGAAUUUGUGCACUUGGUCCGAGCUGACCUUUUGCUGCCCUCUGACACCUUGGUGGAUUCAGAUUCAUUCAAUGUGCACAUCCGGCACCCUAACACUGCGCGGUUUGCGCGGAAGCAACAUUGCAAGAUCGAUGACCCCAUCGUGCUGCAAUUCAUCAUCAAAGUUUUUGCUAGGUUUAAAUCUGCUGAGCAACUGUUUCCUGGUGGGCCAUCUACAGUCGGAGGUGGGAUGUGAUCCUUAACAAACUUGGACUCCCAUCAACUAUGAAGAACCAGGGAGCAACGGUGGCGCUACAGCGCUGUAUCUCCGAACGGAAAACUUAAGUUUGAUUCAAUGGCGAGGCCGAUGGGCCCAGCUGAAGACAGUAGAGCAUUACAUCCAGGAAGUCGCGGCUCAAUCGCUGCUUUCCACGCUCCCUUCCUUGGCUCGAGAAGUGAUCCGCGAGUUUGAUGCUGCCGCUCCGUUGCUGCUUGAACAAUUUUUGGCUGACCACUCAAAGCAAUGAAAUUUUGGAUGGAUGUCAUCCACGUCACUGGAAUUGCCACAGUGGCUUACUUGUGUGUGGUUGGACAUCGUGUGCCGCUCAUGCAAGGGUCUUGGCUGACUACAUGCGAAGUGAACGCUUGAACCGCUCAUGCAAGGCUAAGGGUCUUGGCUGACUACAUGCGAAAUGAGCGUUUGAACCGCUGCAAUUUGCAGCGAUUGGGACGUCUUGCAACAGCGAGAAAAGAAGGCGGCAGCAGGAUGAUAUAUAUAUAUAUAUGCGAUGUACAAUGUACACACAUUCUGACAAGUUCGAUUCCUGUUGCACUCCUGUACUUGAAUUCGCCAGCUGGAAAAAAGAUUAUCCGAUGACCAUGACCCUCAACUGGCAUCGCAGAGGUUGCCGAUGCCGCAUCUGGAUCAUAUUGGCCAAACUUGCUCAUCUUACAGGGCGAAGCCCUACCAGCCUGCGGGCUUACACAGCAAUUACCCGCACCACUCAUCGGCAUACCUUUGCUUAGCCCGUUGAAAAUAUAACACGCGAUCUGAAUAGAGAGACGCAAUCAUGGCUCUGGCAAGAUCUCUAUCGCUCCUGCAGCUACAGCUGGGAAGUCUUGCCUCAGCAAGGGGCCGAGCCCUACACCACAAGCGUGAGAUGUUGCCGACAUGCCAGAACAUGCCUGCUUGACCUCAACCAAACCAG